AUGCUUUUCGGAAGUCGACGAUCUUCCGCAUCUCGGAAAAACUGAAUUUGGUUGCGGGGUUUUUGCUCUGCUUCUGCUCUCGAUAUCAUCGUCGUCGAUCGGAAUGCUCAACGACGCCGGCGGCGUGUCCAUCUCCGUCUCCGACGACGACCCCGACGAGCACGGCCGGGCGCGGCCCCGCGUCCGGCGGAAGCGCCGGAAGCCCGUCCGCGUCCAGGCGGAGCUCACCCCGCGGCUCGUCCGGUUCCUGGUGAGGUACUGGAUCCUCUUGGUCCUCGUCGCGGCCGCCGGGUUGCUCCUGUUCGAGGCGUCCAGGAUCGGGAGGAAAUCCGGGCCCGGGGAGGCGGAGGCGAAGACGAAGAGGCCGGGCGGCGGCGGAUUCGGCUUGCGAGCCGUCAGGAAGCCGAGCUCGGACGGCAACUUGAAUCGCUUGGAUCCGACGACUCGAGUCGUCGGCGGCGUCAGGAACGUAAGUUGUUUGAAGCUCCUACCUCUUGAAGAACUUCAACAGUUGGAUAUUCCUGUGGCAGAAGCAUCCAGUGGCCCCUUAAAAAAAGUGACAUACUUGUUGGAGAGCUCUCCUUCGGAUUUCUCUCGGCAGCAGGCUGCGCAGACGAGAUUCAAUCUAUUCACCGGAAACCAGACUCUUGAUCAGAGGGAGGAAAGUUUUCAGGUGAAAGACACCGUGAAAGUACAUUGUGGAUUUUACAGUGAUGGUGGGGGGUUUAAGAUUUCUGAAGAGGACCAGACCUACCUGCAAAGUUGCAAGGUUGUGGUGGCUACUUGUGCAUUUGGUGGAGGUGAUGAUCUUUAUCAACCUAUAGGAAUGACUGAGUCAUCAAUUAAAAGGGUUUGCUAUACCGCGUUCUGGGAUGAAAUCACUCUUGCAGCUCAAGAACAGGAGGGGCAUAAAGUUGGUGAGGAUGGAUACAUCGGAAAAUGGCGUGUGGUAGUUGUUAGGAAUCUCCCAUUCAUGGACCAAAGAUUGAAUGGUAAAAUUCCAAAGAUGUUGGGCCACCGUCUCUUUCCCAAUGCAAAGUACUCUAUAUGGGUUGACUCAAAGUCCCAAUUUAGGAGGGAUCCUUUAGGUGUGCUAGAGGCACUACUUUGGCGGUCAAAUUCAGUUCUUGCAAUUUCUGAGCAUGGAGCUCGUAGUAGUGUGUAUGAUGAGGCUAAGGCAGUUGUUAAGAAGAACAAGGCCACUCCAGAAGAAGUCGAGGUGCAGUUGACUCAAUAUCACCGUGAUGGCCUUCCUGAAGAUAAGAGAUUUAAUGGGAAGAAAGCAUUAGCUGAGGCAUCUGUAAUUGUGAGGGAGCAUACACCUUUGACUAAUCUAUUCAUGUGCCUCUGGUUCAAUGAGGUCGUGCGGUUCACAUCAAGGGAUCAGCUAAGCUUCCCAUAUGUGCUUUGGCGGUUGAAGGUACUCAAAAACAUCCACAUGUUCCCUGUAUGCACCCGCAAAGAUCUUGUCAACAGCAUGGGCCAUAUACGCAAGGCCAAGCCCUUGGUCAGUUGAUAUGGAUACUCUUUGGCAGGUUCCUUAGAAAAGAAGGGUUUAGAAGAAUAUUUUUCAAAUUUCUUGAUUUUUUAUUUAGGAUAACUGUAAAUUUGUUCUGUUGGUGGAAUUGUACCUUCAGAUGGGAUUUGACCUUCCCAUCCUUCUUUCUAAUUUUAUUGAUUUCACCAAUGUUAUUUAUUCAA
Messenger RNA from Eucalyptus grandis, 1701 nucleotides. RefSeq lists its product as hypothetical. NCBI's taxonomy places the organism in Eukaryota, Viridiplantae, Streptophyta, Magnoliopsida, Myrtales, Myrtaceae. The record is from RefSeq and is a predicted model, not a curated record.